CGGUUACGCGCUGGCUGCUGCGCUGUCAUUCUAGACAACGGAAGAAAUUCUGGCAGGCAGUCAGCAUGUGAGGGGGUGGAGAGGAUACCUGCGUGGAGUCGGUAUUUUCAUCCUCCUCGGUAUAUAUAAGGGGCGCACUCAAGCUAAUCCGAAGACAACGCCGAGAAUGGACGACUGUCGUCAAACGCUGCUGUUUACGUUCGGCGUGAUAGCUGACAUUCAGUACGCAGACAUCGACGACGGCUACAAUUACACUCGGACUCGUAGGCGAUACUACCGAAGCGGUCUCCAGCUCUUGAGAAAUGCUCGGAAAAGUUGGUCGGAAUCAGCUGUUAAGCCAGCGUUUAUUCUCCAGCUGGGAGAUAUUAUCGACGGCUUUAACAAGCCCAAGGACGCCUCGGAGAGCGCGCUGGACACCGUGCUGAGAGAGCUGAGCUCCUGCCCCGCGGAGGUGUAUCAUGUAUGGGGAAACCACGAGUUUUAUAACUUCAGCAGGAGCGCGCUGCUGCGUUCAAAGCUCAACAGCACGCUCCACACUGACAGGAGCAUGAGCACUGCCCCGGCCGGCUCCGGCAUAUAUGCUUUCAGUUUCAGCCCUUUCCCCGGGUUUACAUUUGUUGUCCUGGAUGCCUAUGAUGUGAGCCUGCUGGGAAGAGACAAGGCCAGUGAACAAUAUGUCGACGCUAUGAAUUUGAUCAAGCAGUAUAACAAAAACGAAGAUCUCAACUGCCCUCCAGCAUUUAACAAUCUCACGCAGAGAUUCACAAUGUUCAAUGGUGGGUUCAGUAAGGAGCAGCUGGACUGGUUAGACUCUCUUCUAUCAUCAGCUGAUGAGAAACAAGAAAAGGUCACAAUUGUCAGUCACCUCCCCAUCCACCCAGACUGCACAGAUACCAUUUGCCUCGCAUGGAACUUUGAAGAGCUCCUGGCCGUCAUACGCUCCCACACCAGUGUGGUGUGUUACAUGGCGGGACACGCCCACGACGGUGGAUACUGCCAAGACGAAGAUACAGGAGUGCACCACCUGACGGUUGAUGGGGUGAUUGAGACGCCACCUGACAGCAAUGCAUUCGCCACAGUCUCUGUAUAUGGAGACAGGAUGGAGCUGAAAGGAUACGGGAGUAUCACAGAUCGAGUGUUUCUGUUUCCAUCCAGACAAAAUGACACAUACUGUAAUUAAAGAAUCACAACUUUA
Neolamprologus brichardi is the source of this 1195-nucleotide messenger RNA. It is a transcript of the gene adprm, whose product is annotated as ADP-ribose/CDP-alcohol diphosphatase, manganese dependent. Lineage: Eukaryota; Metazoa; Chordata; Actinopteri; Cichliformes; Cichlidae. Gene Ontology annotation, molecular function: CDP-glycerol diphosphatase activity; manganese ion binding; ADP-ribose diphosphatase activity. The record is from RefSeq and is a predicted model, not a curated record.